AUGACAGGAACAAACGAAAUUAAAAUACAAAAUGGUAGAAAUGCAAAUGUUGACAUUGGAUCAUCUGCUGAGAUUUUAAAGCUCUUAGAAGAUCCAAAUGCAUUGCAGGAUUCUUCACUUGAUCUUAGAGAUGUGGUAAUAAAACAUAUCCGAAAACAAGAUAAAUUGAUCGAUGGUUUAUCUCAUGAGUUGGACACCUCUAAAACAGCUAAUAAGGCGUUCAAACAAGCUUUGAGUGAAAUCGGUACAGUUGUUAUUUCCGUUGCCAUGGGUGAUUUAUCAAAGAAAGUUGAAAUUCAUUCUGUUGAAUCAGAUCCUGAAAUUUUGAAGGUCAAGAUCACGAUUAAUACUAUGAUGGAUCAGCUACAAACAUUUGCUAAUGAAGUUACUAAAGUGGCCACGGAAGUUGCCAAUGGUGAAUUGGGAGGACAAGCGAAAAAUGAAGGCUCGGUUGGGAUAUGGCGCUCAUUGACUGAUAAUGUCAAUAUUAUGGCCCUCAAUUUAACCAAUCAAGUUAGAGAAAUUGCUGAUGUUACUAGAGCUGUUGCUAGUGGGGAUUUGUCAAGAAAGAUUAAUGUACAUGCCCAGGGUGAAAUUUUGCAAUUGCAAAUGACAAUCAAUACUAUGGUGGAUCAAUUAAGAACUUUUGCGUUUGAAGUUUCAAAGGUUGCCAGGGAUGUUGGAGUGUUGGGUAUUUUGGGUGGACAGGCAUUGAUUGAGAAUGUAGAAGGUAUUUGGAAAGAGUUGACAGAUAAUGUCAAUGCUAUGGCCCUCAAUUUGACCACCCAAGUGAGAAAUAUUGCCAAUGUUACGACUGCUGUUGCUAAGGGUGAUUUAUCAAAGAAAGUUACUGCUGAUUGUAAAGGUGAAAUCUUGAAUUUGAAAUUGACUAUUAACCAGAUGGUGGAUCGAUUGCAGAAUUUUGCCUUGGAAGUGACGACAUUGUCCAGGGAAGUUGGUACGUUAGGUAUUUUGGGUGGACAAGCCAAUGUCCAAGAUGUUGAAGGUGCAUGGAAGGCGGUGACAGAGAAUGUUAAUCUAAUGGCAACUAAUUUGACAAACCAAGUGAGAUCUAUCGCAACAGUGACGACUGCAGUGGCACAUGGGGAUUUAUCACAAAAGAUUGAUGUUCAUGCACAAGGAGAAAUUUUGCAAUUGAAAAAUACUAUCAAUAAGAUGGUUGAUUCAUUGCAAUUAUUUGCUUUUGAAGUGUCCAAGGUUGCCCGUGAUGUUGGUAUUAAUGGUAAGUUGGGUAUUCAGGCACAAGUCAGUGAUGUGGAUGGGCUUUGGAAGGAGAUCACCUCAAAUGUUAAUACUAUGGCUUCAAACUUAACUUCUCAAGUGAGAGCGUUUGCUCAGAUUACAGCUGCGGCUACUGAUGGUGAUUUUACCCGUUUCAUUACAGUUGAAGCUUCUGGAGAAAUGGACGCUUUGAAAACGAAGAUUAAUCAAAUGGUCUUGAAUUUACGUGAGUCUAUUCAGAGAAAUACAGCAGCUAGAGAAGCAGCCGAGUUGGCAAACAGUGCUAAAUCUGAAUUCUUGGCAAAUAUGUCUCAUGAAAUUAGAACACCUUUAAAUGGUAUCAUUGGUAUGACCCAGUUAUCUCUUGAUACUGAAUUGACUCAAUAUCAAAGGGAAAUGUUGUCUAUUGUCCACAAUUUGGCCAAUUCUUUGUUGACAAUUAUUGAUGAUAUUCUAGAUAUUUCGAAAAUUGAAGCUAAUAGAAUGACCGUGGAACAGAUUGAUUUUUCAUUGAGAGGAACAGUCUUUGGUGCAUUGAAGACAUUGGCAGUGAAAGCAAUUGAAAAGUCUUUAGACUUGACAUAUCAGUGUGAUUCGUCAUUCCCUGAUAACUUAAUAGGUGACUCGUUCAGAUUGAGACAAGUCAUUCUUAAUUUAGCAGGUAAUGCUAUAAAGUUCACCAAACAAGGAAAAGUCAGUGUAAGUGUUAAGAAAUCUGACAAGUACAUCGAAGGAAGUGAUAAGUUGUUAUUAGAAUUUUGUGUUCGCGACACUGGUAUUGGAAUUGAAAAGGAUAAAUUGGGUCUAAUUUUUGACACUUUCUGUCAAGCUGAUGGGUCAACCACAAGGAAGUUUGGCGGUACGGGUUUAGGUUUAUCCAUCUCGAAACAAUUAAUUCAUUUAAUGGGUGGUGAGAUUUGGGUCACUUCUGAAUAUGGGACAGGUUCCAAUUUUUACUUUACUGUUAGUGUAUCUCCUUCCAAUAUUAGAUACACUAGACAAACUGAACAAUUAUUACCUUUCAGUGGACAUUACAUUUUAUUUGUAUCAGCUGAGCAUACUGACUCGGAAUUAGAAGAAAUACGAGCAAAUGUCAUUGAGCUAGGAUUGAAUCCAGUUAUUGUUCGUGAUAUUUCUGAUGCAAAUUUAACUGAUCCUGUGAAAUAUGAUAUUAUUAUGAUUGAUUCCCUUGAAACUGCCAAGAAAUUGAGAUUGUUAUCUGAAGUCAAGUAUAUUCCUUUGGUAUUAGUGCAUCAUUCUAUUCCAGAGUUAAACAUGAGAGUUUGUAUUGAUCUAGGCAUUUCCUCCUAUGGAAACACUCCUUGCAGCAUCACAGAUUUAGCCAGCGCUAUUAUUCCAGCCUUGGAAUCUAGAUCUAUUGCACAAAACUCCGAUGAGUCUGUUGUUUACAAGAUUCUAUUAGCAGAAGAUAACCUCGUUAAUCAAAAGUUAGCUGUUAGAAUUUUAGAAAAGCAGGGUCAUCAAGUUGAGGUGGUGGAGAAUGGUUUAGAGGCUUUUGAAGCGAUUCAGAAAAACAAGUAUGAUGUGGUGUUGAUGGAUGUUCAAAUGCCAGUUAUGGGGGGAUUUGAAGCCACAGAAAAGAUUAGACAAUGGGAAAAGAAAUCAAAUCCUAUUGAUUCCCUUAGUUUCAGAACCCCAAUUAUUGCUCUCACUGCCCACGCAAUGUUGGGAGAUCGGGAGAAAUCUCUAGCUAAGGGAAUGGAUGACUACGUGUCAAAGCCAUUGAAGCCUAAGUUGUUAAUGCAAACUAUUCACAAGUGCAUACACAACAUUAACCAAUUGAAAGAACUUUCUAGGCAAAAUAAUAGCAAUAGAACUUCAAACUUUGCCAAAAAUUUACAGAAGAGUGCCAUAAAGAGUGGACACUCUGAGGCUGGUGGUGCUGUUGAUGAUGGGAGAGACACUUUAGGUUGCCAGGAUGAUAAUAAUGCUACAUUUGGAAGUGGAAGCAUGAGUUCACCAUUAACUGGUACUAGCAUUCCUUCAACAAGAUCUGCACCACAGCUGUCGGAUAUCAACUCCCAGAGAACAAAGAAAGCAAAUUCCAUGCCAUUUAUUAAUAUUUCAGGUGUUUCCCGGCCCGGACAAUUGAGAGCGGAAACGAGAACAAGAAGUGACACCUCCGACACCUUCACCAGUGCUAAAAUAAGCGAAGUGCUUGAUGACGAUAUGGAUGUAGAUACUCCGAAGAACUAG
Molecule: messenger RNA, 3459 nt
Organism: Spathaspora passalidarum NRRL Y-27907
Lineage: Eukaryota; Fungi; Ascomycota; Pichiomycetes; Serinales; Debaryomycetaceae
Gene: NIK1
Product: Nik1p
Exons: 1
Coding region: 1-3459 (1152 amino acids)
Biological process (GO): phosphorelay signal transduction system; cellular hyperosmotic response; phosphorylation
Cellular component (GO): membrane
Molecular function (GO): phosphorelay sensor kinase activity
Source: RefSeq, a predicted model, not a curated record